Messenger RNA from Macrosteles quadrilineatus (aster leafhopper), 2702 nucleotides. RefSeq names its product calcium-binding mitochondrial carrier protein SCaMC-2-like. Gene Ontology annotation, biological process: transmembrane transport. The record is from RefSeq and is a predicted model, not a curated record. Gene Ontology annotation, molecular function: ATP transmembrane transporter activity; calcium ion binding. The transcript has 9 exons. Lineage: Eukaryota; Metazoa; Arthropoda; Insecta; Hemiptera; Cicadellidae. Bases 331 to 1767 code for a protein of 478 amino acids.
CAUUGUUGAUUGUCAGCUUUCUGUAAUUUUCUGUAACGUACCAUAACUUAUUCUCGGGUUAAUUUAUUGUUACAGAUGCCUUAGUUAAUUUACGAUACUACUUGAGUCUGAGUAAAAUUUAUUGCAUUUAUAAGUAGUAAAUAAUUAAUUUAAAAUGACGUAAUUGUGUUCAACGUGUGUCGUACUUUCAUUCAACCCCUCCCGAUGAAAAGUGCAUAACCUAGAUUUUACUCGUUUUUAAACAUGCAGACUUAUUUCUCUUUAACCGACACUUAUUAAUAGACUCAAAGUAUUUGAUCAAGACAUUGAAAUUCUUGCUGACAUAGUAAUAUGGUAGGAGGUAACAUUUUGCUAACCCCAGCAAAUCCAAUUGUAGGCCAUCCUCCUCAUUAUCUGCAUGAACUACCUCAAGAAGAUGAAGAAAGGCUGGAAAAACUAUUCAAGACAUUAGAUCUGGAUGGAAAUGGAAAAAUUGAUAUUCAUGAUCUGUCUGUUGCUCUCAAAGAGUUCGGUGUCCAUCAGAGAUAUGCAGAGAAAUUCCUGGAGAGGUCCGACUCCAACAAAAGUGGGGACAUUUCUCUGGCAGAAUUUAUUCAUUACGUAAGAGAGCACGAGAAGAAUCUCAGGCUGGGAUUCUCACAUAUUGAUAAGAACAGAGAUGGCAAGAUUGACUUGGAGGAACUUAUAAGAGCAUUCAAAGAGCUUGGUGUGGAAAUAGACAGCUAUGAGGCGAAGAAUCUUCUCCAGAGAAUGGACCAGGAUGGCAGUUUGGAGAUCAGCUUCAACGAGUGGAGAGACUUCCUGCUCUACGCUCCGUCAACUGACAUCCAUGAGCUCAUAUUCUACUGGAGACACUCGACUUACUUGGACAUCGGAGAGGACCUGAACGUUCCAGAUGACUUCACACAGAAGGAGAUGUCGACGGGGAUGUGGUGGCGGCAUCUGGUGGCGGGUGGCGUGGCGGGGGCCGUCUCUCGUACCUGCACUGCGCCCCUGGACAGGGCUAAAGUGUACCUACAGGUACACGGCACCAGGAAGACCUGCAUUAGAACUUGUAUCAAGAACAUGAUCAUGGAGGGAGGGCCAUGGAGCAUGUGGCGGGGAAAUGGUAUCAACGUACUCAAGAUCGCCCCGGAGAGCGCCCUCAAGUUCAUGGCGUACGAGCAAGUGAAGAAGUUCAUCCGUAACAACAGCAACAACAAGGAGUUGACUAUUCACCAGAGGUUCAUGGCUGGCUCGGUGGCCGGAGGCUUCAGUCAGACCGUCAUCUACCCGUUGGAGGUGUUGAAAACUCGCUUAGCAUUACGGAAGACAGGCGAGUACAAGAGCAUCAUGGAUGCAGCCAAGAAGAUAUUCAAGAAUGAGGGAUUGAAGAGCUUCUACAGAGGUUAUAUACCCAACAUGUUUGGAAUUAUUCCUUACGCGGGAAUCGAUUUGGCUUGUUAUGAGACGCUGAAGAACAACUAUCUGAAGAAGCAUUUGGACGAAACACCGAGUCCGUUGUUGUUGUUGGCUUGUGGUACGUGUUCCAGCACGUGUGGACAGGUCUGCAGCUACCCGCUGGCGCUCAUCAGGACUAGGAUGCAAGCUACUCCCAACAACAAACACACGAUGGUCACUCAGUUCAAGGAGAUUGUACACAGCGAGGGGCUGGUGGGAUUGUACCGAGGCAUCACCUUGAAUCUCCUCAAGGUCGCGCCAGCUGUCAGCAUCAGCUACAUCGUCUACGAGCAUUGUCGUCAGACGCUCGGCGUCAACAUGACGUGACUUGUCUGCCGUCUCGAGCAUCCUGUGAUCCACGCAUUAGGCUGUUUUCAUUUUAAGCAUCUUUCAAAUUAUCCGGCCGGAGUUUGCGAUUCGUAAUGUCUAGCGGUCGGCGAUCCCGAUAUUUUCUAAACUUCUUGGAGACUAGGAGUAGCUUACGUACUUAUCGCAGUGUUUUUCGAAGCUUAAGUAUAUCCUUCCCGGCUGCGACGUGUUUUAAUUACGCGACAAACGUUUUUAAUCCAGAAUGUCGAGAGGAAUACAGGGAGAGAAUAUUUAUUUUAGCUGUAAGUUUUGUUUUUAUUACUUAAAACUAGAUUUUUUCGGCGUUUGUAAAUAAUUAGUGGUUUUUUAAAUUGAUAAUUUAUUGUUAACGUUAUUAAAUAAUUUUGUACAGUAUUCAAGGGCUCACCAUUCCUCGUUUGAAGAAAAGACGUUUUUGUUCUUCUAGAGUCUAGUCUUUUGUGAAUGUGCUCUCCGUCUAUUUAUAAUUUUUUAUAUUCGUGUGUUGUUGGAAUCAUACUUUGAAAAAGUUCUAUAGGUGAUAAAAUUCCAUAAAACUUCCAGCUGCAUUCACAAAUCACUGGUGUUUUUAUUUUCAUACAAAUCCAACAUGAGUGGAACUCGGUUUGUUUGUCUAGGUUUAUAAGUAAAAGUUUAUAUUUGAUUUUGUCGUUUUUGAAAGAGGGUGGAACUCACAAAGCAAUGUUUACAGCACUUUCAGUAUUAUGCUUUGGCCCACUUUUAAACUCUCUGCAUUUUACAUGUAACCAAAAAAAUAUAAUUUAUUGUUUGUGUUUACUGGUAUUUUCAUGUCUUUUUCUAGGUCACAUAAUAUUUAAUGUGAAUGACCUGUCCAUUUACCAUAUACUAUGAUCUGUGUUGUUAAAAAAUAUUACAACUGUUUAAAACUCAAAUAUACCAAACUUUAAAGUUCA